Rhopalosiphum maidis (corn leaf aphid) is the source of this 888-nucleotide messenger RNA. RefSeq lists its product as uncharacterized. Lineage: Eukaryota; Metazoa; Arthropoda; Insecta; Hemiptera; Aphididae. The record is from RefSeq and is a predicted model, not a curated record. The transcript is spliced from 3 exons. Bases 1 to 888 code for a protein of 295 amino acids.
AUGCAAGAAGCACUAAAAUUUGAUUUCACGAGCGCGCCGGAUACGGUACUGUUCGACGCGAGCCUGGUGGCGUCGUACGAUGAGGUGUUGGACGCGGAAUGUGACGAGGAUUGCGAUCUUGAUUGCUUGGUGACUGUACCUGAGGCCGGUCGUCGCGCGGCGUAUGAUGCGUUUCACAGCGUGCCGGAAGCGCGCGUUGCACAGAACCUGUAUCUGUGCGCGUGCGUCGAGCUCAAGCACAGGACCGUGGACACGGACGACGACAUCAUCGAGCAGACCACCGAGUUCUGGCUGGACGUUGGCGAUGACGACAUCAAGGUGAAAGUUUGUAAAACAUUUUUCGCCCGCACCCUGGGACUGCCGGACUCGCGACUGGAGGCACUGCUGGAGCCCGACACCUUCGAAUGGUUCUCGAGAUACCGUGACUACAGCAGAUCCUCCGGCGACUGCGGCGAAGGUGAUAUCGAUGAUGACGAAAACUAUGAUGAGAAUCACGGGCAUCGACGACGGCGUUAUGCGAACGGAAGGGUCUGUGAUGACGACGAAAUACCUUGCGCAGAUUUCGUGCUAAAUUCCAGAAAAUAUUUGGACAAAAACAAUUCGGCAUUCAUUGAAGAAACUGAUUCGGACGUAGAAGUAUACUUGGACGGAAUAACGCAUUCAACUUACAAUAAUGUGAUAAAUUAUAUUCAAACUAUACCGAGAGUGGUGAGUACUUGGAUAAACCAAGAAAACAGCGAAGAAACGUUCAAAUUCGAGUCUAGUAUUAAUUGGCAUUUUUUGUAUUUAAAUUAUUUAAAAAAAAUCAAGAAGAAUAAAAAUAAAGUGAACGAAAAGCAGUUUAAAAAAAUAUACAAUAGAUAUGUUAAAAAUAGUUUUAUGGUAUAA